AUGAGCAGCUUUUUACGAAUGAACACGUUCCGGUCUAUUGUUCUAAAUGCUGUAAUUGGCCAUAAGUCUGAUGACUGUAAGAAAGGCCUUGCAAGAAAACCAUUGAGGCAGUCAAGCAAAAAAGCAGCGACGAAAUUGGUACAGCAGCCAAAGAGUAUUGUCAAAAAAUCUGGAAACCUUAAUUUGAUUUCAAAGGUUUCGGAUGUAGCUAAGGCCGGUGCCUCCACCUCUGUAUUGUCGGAAAAGGAGAAGGCUGGUAUUCCUAUGGACUUGCAAGAUUUGCAGCUUAGCAAUCUAGCCAUAGAAGAAGGGCAAGUGGCGGUACAGGAGAAAAUUGCGACUCCCUCUGUGAUUGUGACUGGAACCAAUCAUUUUGCAUUGAUGGAUUUGGAAUCCCAGGAUGAUUCUCAGGCAGAUAAGGAAGAAGAUAAUGUAGAAGUGGUGUUCCAAGAGGAGCUUGUUCGACCGAAUGUUGAAACUAAAAGUUCUUUGCCUGAAAACCCUAAAUUGGGUGAGCUUCAACAAGCAAUCAGUGCCUUGAGCAAUGAUAGGGUUUUGCCGUCGAGUUUAUUUUCAGAUGAUUGUGAUGUUGGGAAAUUCUCUGAAGAACAAGACCUUUUUGGUGCUGAUCCAGGUAGCUGGUCAGAAGGAGACAUUGAAGAUGACAGUGAUCAAGAAUGGGAACCAGCGCAAGGGGUGGUUUCCUCCACAAAAAGGCGCGGUAGAAGAACAAUGGCAUAA
This is a messenger RNA of Oldenlandia corymbosa var. corymbosa, 741 nucleotides long. Lineage: Eukaryota; Viridiplantae; Streptophyta; Magnoliopsida; Gentianales; Rubiaceae. The record is from the annotation of a GenBank genome assembly.